This is a messenger RNA of Haemonchus placei, 408 nucleotides long. NCBI's taxonomy places the organism in Eukaryota, Metazoa, Nematoda, Chromadorea, Rhabditida, Trichostrongylidae. The record is from the annotation of a GenBank genome assembly.
CUUGUAAGAAAAUCUCUGCUCUCUGAUGAAAUAUCCUUUGAAAAGCCGGUGGACAUCCAUCAACAACAAAAAGAAGUGCCAACGAAGCCGAAACAAUCAUUACGAGAACACUCUCUGACACUGCAGCCUACUAUGUCAAGUGUAAGUGAUACUCAGAGAUUUGGUAGUGUGUAUACAGUAUGUACACAUGUAACUGGCACGACUUACUUUGCCUGUCUACCCGUUUAUAACAUCGCACACUAUUCCGAAGCCAACAGCUCUCCAAAAGAAAAUGAGGCCAACAAAAAUAGAUUUUGUCAUGAGAUACUCUACCAGUUCCGACAAGAAAUGCCGGAACAGAGCGAGCAAAGAAAUCAGGUAACAGAUAACAAAAACCUGAGGAAGGGUGGCCAAAGUCCAAUAUUUUAG